UGGGGUUAGAAUAGAGUUAGGUUGACAUAAGGCUGCAUUUUGAUGACUUUGCACACAAAAUAACCAAUAUUGUCUUUCAUAUCUUGGGAAAGCCUGACUUUUUUGCCCUCUUUGGGGCAAGGUUUUUCCUUGUAUGGCUGCUAUUCCAAGCCUUGAGCACAGGAGGGCACUGUUUUCUGUACCAUAGCAUUAGUACUGAGGGCAUCAUAGGCUUUAACUCGGUUUAAGGCUUUUGAAGGAGGUUUCCUUCAUUUGUCCCUGUUCUACAGUCCCGGGGCCUCCUGUUUUUCUAUUAAUAUAAAUAAAUAUUAAUAGAGAAACAUAUAAUAAUAAAGAUGCAGAAAAGUAACCUCAAAAUCCCAUUAAAAAGGUUUAUUUCCUUUUGUGGUUGCUAUUCCAACCGUGACCACAGGAGGACACUGUUUUCUGUCCUUUAGCAUUAGCAUUGCAGUCAUCAUAGAUCUUUUAUGUCAGUUUAAGGCUUUUAAAGCAGGUUUCCUUCUUCUGUGCCUGUGUUGCAGCCCCUGGGCCUCUUGCUGCCGUAUUAAUAACGAGGCUUCUAAUAAUAAUAUUAUUCCAAACGGGGCCUCUCCAGCGCUGCUUGCCAGCUGUGGACGCCGAUGCCUCCUGCCCAAUCGGGGGCAUCAGGGCUGGCAUGGCCCAAGUCUGCCCGCCCUCUCGUGGCGCCAUUGGAGACCCGCUUCUGCUCCCAGAGUCUGGGACCCGCCUGCAGCUCCACCCCGCUCACCUACCCGACAGGCCCCGCAACUUCAACAAAGUCUGGACUUCAACUCCCAGAAUUCUUCUGCCCGCCCGCUCCCGCCGCUCCUCUACGCGCGCAUGCGCGCCCUCUGCUGGCCGAGGAGGCGUGGCCGACUCCGGGCUCCGCUCGUCGAGCCUGGCCGCAGCGGAGCCCGGGGAGGAUGCCGGAGAGGCGCGUCGCCCUGCCGGCUUCCGUAGGCGCGCUCGGGCCGGGGCCCGCCGGAAGGAAGGAAAGAAGGAAGUGCGCGGCCGGGAAGGAGCCGCUCUCGGCGGGAGUCUCCCUGCUCGGGGCGGCGAUGCUCCCGGACUGCCUCCUCUUCGAGAUCUUCCGCCACGUGCGGCCGCCGGACCUGCUGGCCGCGGGGCGGGUGUGCCGGCAGUGGCGCCGCGUGGCCCGCGACGAGGUGCUCUGGAAGCGGCUCUUCUACCGGCACUACGGCGUCGCCUGCCACGUCCCGCGGCACCCAGCCGCCGCCUCCUGGUUCGGGGAGUUCCGUCGGCUCUGCGACGCCGUCCCCCGCCUGGAGGUGCAGAGCCUGCGGGAGCACGCCGAGCCGGUGCUGCACCUCAGCUUCUCCCACAGCGGCCUCCGCUUCGCCUCCUGCUCCAAGGACUGCACGGUCAAGAUCUGGAACAAUGAUCGCCAGAUCUCACUGCUGCAUAGCACCAGCAUGAAGAAAUACAACUGGAGCUACACUCAGUUCUCCCAGUUCAACGCAGACGACUCUCUCCUCUUGGUGUCCGGAGUCUUUAUGGGCCCCCGAAGCUCCUCGUCUGGGGAGAUCGCAGUCAUCGGCCUGGAGAACUUCGAACUCCUCUCCCGCGUCCGCAACAAGCCCUACGACGUGUUUGGCUGCUGGCUGAACGAGACCAACCUGAUUUCCAGCAACCUGCACCGGAUCGGGUUCCUCACUUCCUGUUCCGUGUUGUGGCUGAACAAUGCCUUCCAGGGCGUCGAGUCUGAGAACGUCAAUGUGGUGAAACGGCUCUUCAAAAUCCAGAACCUGAACGCCAGCACUGUACGGACAGUGAUGGUGGUGGACUGCAGCCGCUACAGCUCUGCUGAGGAGCUGACGAGUCCCGGAGAGCAGGGGGGAGAUGAGGGCUCUGCUUCUCCCUGCCAGGAGGGCCCCCCCGAGGAGACAGAGGAGAGGGCCCAGCUGAGGGGUUUCCCAGCGGCCGAAGGGGAGGCAGGGACUGAAGAUGGGUUGGACCGCUUCCUGAGUGACAUCAUGGCGGGACACGUCCGGCCAAUCAUGACAGAGAUGGAGAUGGAGACAAAAGUGGCCCGACUCCUGGCCCGGAACCGCACAAAGCCCCCGGAGCCCAACCUGCUCUCCCUGCAGGGUGGGAAGAAGAAAUACCUGGUCUUCAGCACCGGCUGCCUCACCUACUCACCUCACCAGAUUGGAAUUAAGCAGAUCCUUCCCCAUCAAAUGACCACCGCCGGGCCUGUUCUGGGGGAAGAAAGGAAUUCGGACAGAUUUUUCGAUUCGCUGGAUCACGUCAUUGAUAUUCACGGGCAUAUCAUUGGCAUGGGCCUCUCCCCAGACCACAGGUACUUGUACGUCAACAGCCGCGCUUGGCCCGAGGGCUGCGUCAUUUCCGAUCCUUUGCAGCCGCCCCCCAUCGCCGAGGAGAUUGAGCUGCGUGUGCUGGACCUCAAGACCAUGAAGGAGGCCAAGCGGGCACUGCGGGCACACCGGGCCUUCACCCCCAGCGAAGAGUUUAACUUCAUUUUUCUUGAUGUCAGCAGGGACUUCGUGGCCAGUGGGGCGGAGGAUCGCCACGGAUACAUCUGGGACCGGCACUACGACAUCUGCUUAGCCAAACUGCGGCAUGACGACGUGGUGAACUCAGUGGCCUUCAGCCCUGUGGAGCAGGAGCUCCUCCUGACAGCCUGUGCGGACAGCACCAUUAAAGUGUGGCGUUCUCCCUGCGCUGUGCGGGUCCUUCACACAGAGAAGCCCAGGCUUCGUGGACGUCUCUUCUCCUGGGCCACGAAGCAGAGAACGUGAGCCGAGCAGGGCUUGCUUCAGGCUCUGUGUGUGUGUGUGUGUGUGUGUGUCAUCCCCUGCGACUCUGGCCCAGCCCACUGACCUUCACUGCUUGGGUGAGGCAUGGAACAAUCGCCAUUUGAGGACGCAGCCGCAGGCUGGUGGGUGCUGUCCAAGGUCCUUUUGGAGACCACCUGCUUGCAGGCUGGCAUAGUUCUGUAGGAUGCUGCCACCCUGAUGUGGCUUCUGGGCUUUGGACAGCCACGAAUGGAGCCAGGAAACCUGCGCUGGUGCUGCUGAGUCUCUGCUUGGCAGGGAGGUAAGAAAAAAAGCAGGUGAGAAACACAGCUGGCCACUUCAGUGCCUCUGCUCUGGUUGACCCGGGUGGCAGGGAAGCUCGCUCUGAAAAGUUUUGGAGCUGGCAGCCUGCAAGGCCCUGGAUGGAGCACGUGUGCCUUCCAGCUCUGAGCGUUCUUUCCCUGUAAAACAUUUUCUUUUGGGGAGGGGGAAUAUAAGCUGCGAAGGAUGACUGGUGUUUCUUUUGUUAAGCAGAAAGAAAAAUGUGUGGCUGCUCAAGAAUGUACACUGAGGGGGUGGGCAGCUUCAGCGCCCCACCAACUUUGGCCACCCAGUGUGGCCUGGCUUGGUCUUAAUAAACUUUGCUUGACUUGC
Molecule: messenger RNA, 3431 nt
Organism: Crotalus tigris (Tiger rattlesnake)
Lineage: Eukaryota; Metazoa; Chordata; Lepidosauria; Squamata; Viperidae
Gene: FBXW5
Product: F-box and WD repeat domain containing 5
Exons: 8
Coding region: 621-2780 (719 amino acids)
Biological process (GO): protein ubiquitination
Cellular component (GO): SCF ubiquitin ligase complex; Cul4-RING E3 ubiquitin ligase complex
Molecular function (GO): protein binding
Source: RefSeq, a predicted model, not a curated record